GUAUAAUCGAAACAAAUGGAAAAAGAAAGCAGGUUCUUAUAGACUUAAAUAGUGAUAUAGCAGAUGACAUAUUGCAUGAUUUUGAAAACGAUGAAUAUCAGCACAUGGACUUCCAUCAGAAAAGCAAGGAUGAGUUAGCAUCCAAUGAAGCCAUUGCAAGCAAGGACGAGUUAACAUCAAUUGAAGACAUUUCAAUGAGGAAAGAUUUAACAUCUACAGAAGUCCUUGCAAUGACAUUUAUAUCACAUGAAGAUGCGGAAAAUUUUGUAACACAUAUG
This is a messenger RNA of Ilex paraguariensis (yerba mate), 278 nucleotides long. The record is from the annotation of a GenBank genome assembly. Lineage: Eukaryota; Viridiplantae; Streptophyta; Magnoliopsida; Aquifoliales; Aquifoliaceae.